Messenger RNA from Fundulus heteroclitus (mummichog), 6835 nucleotides. RefSeq names its product synaptic vesicle glycoprotein 2A (gene sv2a). Lineage: Eukaryota; Metazoa; Chordata; Actinopteri; Cyprinodontiformes; Fundulidae. The transcript is spliced from 13 exons. The record is from RefSeq and is a predicted model, not a curated record. Gene Ontology annotation, molecular function: transmembrane transporter activity. Gene Ontology annotation, cellular component: membrane. The coding region runs from base 348 to 2561 and encodes 737 amino acids. Gene Ontology annotation, biological process: chemical synaptic transmission; transmembrane transport.
ACCUCCGUGCAGGAAGGAUGCUGUGUAGUAGAAAGAGAAGGGGGCGGAAGGGGGAGGACUGAGCAGCUCCCCUGUCACACUACGUCAGUGGCCAUCACAGGAGCGCACAGGAGCCUCUUUCUGCCGAAGGAUCCGGGUGACUCCCUGCACCGAGAUUAUCCCUGUCACCCUAAAAUGCGCUGACCUUCUAACUCCCAAAGGUUUGGUGUCUGAGUGGCGACCAGCAGCAGUGCAGGGAGCUGUCCAGGGUCCUGCUUGGAUCAGUCCGCAGAAAUCCCCAGCGCACACCCAUGUGCUGAUCUCCCCCGUUCUCUGCAGCGUCUCUCCACCACCUCCGAGCAUCCAAGAUGGACGACGACGGGCGCUACCGAGAUGGCCGCUCAGACUUCAUCCGCGGCGCCAAAGACAUUGCCAAAGUUGCCAAGAAGCAGGUGGGCAAGAAGGUAGGACGCGGCGUGGACAAGAUGGCGGAUGAGUAUGUCAAGCGCUCCUACAAGCGCUUUGAAGAGGAAGACGAUGACGACGAUUAUGCAGGUGUGCCGGGCAACGAUGGCGGAUAUUAUCGGAACGACAGCCGAGCCAACGAUGACGAGGGCCACAGUGACUCCACCGAAGGGCACGACGAAGAUGAUGAGAUUUAUGAGGGAGAGUACCAGGGCAUUCCACGGGCCGACUCUGGGAAGGCAGGCGGCAUGGAUGGGCUGGCAGUAGCCGAGGCCCAGCAGUUCAGGGACCUGUCGGCCUUUGAGGGCGAGGUGAAGAAGGAUCGGGAGGAGCUGGCCCAGCAGUACGAGACCAUCCUGCAGGAGUGUGGCCACGGCAAGUUCCAGUGGACACUCUACUUUGUUCUGGGACUGGCGCUGAUGGCGGACGGCGUGGAGAUCUUUGUGGUCGGCUUUGUUCUUCCCAGUGCGGAGAAGGACAUGUGCCUGUCGGAGCCAAACAAAGGCAUGCUGGGUUUGAUCGUGUACCUGGGGAUGAUGGUCGGAGCCUUCGUCUGGGGCGGCCUGGCUGAUCGGAUCGGCCGGAGACAGACCCUCCUCAUUUCCCUCUCUAUAAACAGCGUCUUUGCCUUCUUCUCAUCCUUCGUCCAGGGCUACAGCUCCUUCCUUUUCUGCCGCUUGGCCUCUGGCGUCGGCAUCGGUGGCUCCAUCCCGAUUGUGUUUUCUUAUUACUCGGAGUUCCUUGCCCAGGAGAAGCGUGGAGAGCACCUGAGCUGGCUCUGCAUGUUCUGGAUGAUCGGUGGUAUCUACGCCUCCGCCAUGGCCUGGGCCAUCAUCCCACACUACGGCUGGAGUUUUCAGAUGGGCUCGGCCUAUCAGUUCCACAGCUGGAGAGUCUUUGUGCUGGUGUGCGCCUUCCCGUCUGUGGCCGCCAUCUGUGCCCUCAGCACCAUGCCUGAGAGUCCGCGCUUCUACCUGGAGAAUGGGAAACACGACGAGGCGUGGAUGAUUCUGAAGCAGGUCCAUGACACCAACAUGAGGGCCAAGGGUUACCCAGAAAGGGUCUUCUCUGUGACCACCAUUAAAACGGUGAAACAGUUUGAUGAGCUGAUGAACAUGGGCGAUAGUGGAGCCUGGCAUGAGAAAUGGAGGCUAAAGCUCUCCGCACUUUUCCAUCAGGUGUGGAGAAAUUUCCAAACAAUUUUCUCCCCUGAGUACCGGCGCACCACCUACAUGAUGAUGGCCGUGUGGUUCUCCAUGUCCUUCAGCUACUACGGCUUGACAGUGUGGUUCCCUGACAUGAUCAAGUACCUGCAAAAGCAAGAGUACGCCUCGCGUACAAAGGUCUUUGUCAAGGAGAAAGUAGAACAUGUCACCUUUAACUUCACUCUGGAGAACCAGGUCCACCGUCAGGGGCAGUACUUCAGCGACAAGUUUAUGAAUAUGAAAAUGAGAUCUAUGGUGUUCGAAGAUUCGCUGUUUGAAGAGUGUUACUUUGAGGAUAUCACCUCCAGCAACACUUUUUUCAAGAACUGCACAUUUAUUGCCACCCUCUUUUACAACACUGAUCUUUUUAAAUACCGUCUGAUCAACUGUAAGCUCAUAAACAGCACUUUCCUGCACAACAAGGAAGGCUGCCUGCUCAGUGACGUCAGUGAUGAAAAUAAUGCCUACAUGGUCUACUUCGUCAGCUUCCUGGGUACCUUGGCAGUGUUGCCAGGUAAUAUCGUGUCUGCGCUCCUCAUGGACAAGAUUGGACGUUUGAGGAUGCUUGCCGGCUCCAGCGUCAUCUCUUGCAUCAGCUGUUUCUUCCUGUCUUUUGGCAACAGCGAGUCAGCCAUGAUCGCUCUGCUCUGCCUGUUUGGUGGGAUCAGCAUCGCCUCCUGGAACGCCCUGGAUGUGCUGACGGUCGAGCUCUAUCCGUCUCACAAGAGAACUACGGCUUUUGGCUUCCUCAAUGCUCUGUGUAAAUUAGCGGCCGUGCUGGGUAUAAGCAUCUUCACGUCAUUCGUUGGCAUAACCAAGGCCGUGCCCAUCCUGUUUGCCUCGGGCGCACUGGCGGCGGGCAGUUUUCUCGCCCUCAAACUACCAGAGACGCGGGGUCAAGUGCUCCAAUAGUGUGGCGCGAGCAGCUCUGCAGACGGCAGCAGAGUUUCAGCCACACCGUGAAGGAAAAAGCUAAAAGGUCCAUCAAGUCCCGCCCUCUGACACCCCCCACCACCCACUCACCUACAUUCACACUAAAACAGUAAACUACGACAUGAAUUUGUUGAGGUGCAACAUUUGGCCAUGAGAGUAAUCCUCCCUUAUAAAGGUUAGUGAUGUUGCUGCAUCCUGAUAAUUCCUGAAAAAAGAUGUUUGUUGAUGUUUACCAAGAUCUGGAUAGGAAAAAAAAUACAGAAAACCAACGUAGGUGUAACCUCAUUAAGUUUCGUCCCCCUCAGUGUAAAAACAACCAAGGUUGGAGGUCAGCAACGCAAACAGACUCAUAGAAAUGACCACUAACCAUCUAGCAGAGUUGUCUGUAUUCACCUUCAUUCUUUUGAGCAACAUCAACUCACCUUUGAAGUUGUGAGUUCUUCAUCCUUGUUGGACAUCUACUCAAAAAUGCAACAAUUUCUGCCUUGAUUGGAAGCAUUUUUGACUCUGGGGGGAGGGGUAACACCAAGACGUUGCUGUCUUGGCCUUCCUUACUCUUUCUCCUGAGGUCUUGUGUUUGUGUCUAGACUUACUGCCAUUUUGUAGAUAAUAGAACAUUCCGGGUUUCCUUUUGGUAUUGUUACAAAUCGGAGAUUAAUCUCCCUCCCUUUAUGGCAUCACUUUUGAUCACACUCAAACAGGGAUAGGAUCGAGACGAGUUUUCUGUGUAUGUCCAUCUGAAGGACGAGCAUUUGUCGUGAGUCAGCAGUUUCCCAAGGAAAACGUUCAGAUUCUCCCAGUUAGUCCUCAUUCCUGUCAAACUGUAUUUCCCUUUGUGAGAACUGCCUUUCCCCCUUCUCCUUUACAAAUAUACAGGAUGUUUGUCUUUGAGAUGUUUUGGAGGGUGUUAUGCAUGUCACAAAGUAUGAACUGUAUGUAAACUUGAAAAUCCAGACUAUAACAUGUAAACAAAAUGCUACUACAUUUGCUCAUAUGUCUCUGUAGUAUUUUGACAGGACAUUGGUUCUAUAUUUCUUGGUACCUUUAAAUAACCUUCCCAGGUGUUUUAGAGCACACUGCACAAAACAUUGGCUAGCUUGAAACGUCUGAAAGACGAUAGUGAAAGAUGACUCGCAAGAAGACUAAUUUUUAGGAUACUUUGUUGCAGCCAUGUUUAGUCUUCUCUGAGAGAUAAACAUUUAUAUUAUUGUGGGUCAUCUCUGUAAUUGAAACAUUGAACUGUGGUACAAUACUAACAAACUGCUGUUUCUUUAUUUAGUCUGCUGUCGUUCCACAAAUGCAAAUUAUUGGAAUGAUAGGGAUGGAGCGGUUUGAAAAAAAAACACGGUUCGGUUCGGUCCCCAUAAAUGAGAUGUGCCACCAGAAAAGAUUGCAUUAAUGCUAAAACAUUGUGCCCGUGCCAUCUGUUUGACCUUUUCCAAACGUUCAGCACACAAAACUUCAGUUUUCUGAAAUGUAUGUCCUGUGUUUGUUGUGUUACCCAACUCUCACAAUCACCGACAUUCUUUUUUCAUAAACUUCAUGAAUUCUCAUACCUCUGACGUGUCAAAUAGAGUGAAGCUCAUUUGUAAUCAUCAUCCACAUUGGCAAAAAGGCUGUGAAUCUUUUGCUUAAAUCCUAAUGCUUUAUCCAACCUUUUUAAUUAGAAGCUGUUUAAAAGCUCCAGAUAGCAGAGCCUAUUGUUUCCUACCUGACACUCUCCUCUUUUCAGUGUCGGUAAAUACCCGUUAGCCUCUGCCUAGACGAGCUAACACACUGGGCGUGCUGCUGCUAGCAUUAGCCACAUGUGCUGCUCAGUGUUAGCCUCUGGUCUCAGUGUAUCUUCUGCACACACUUGCUCAGUAGCUGUUAUCAAAAAACAACAACUUGGAGUUGCCUUUAACUUAUUUUACUAAGAGAGAACAAUACGCCAUACAUGCGUUACAUCAAUUUAGCGUAACAACCUGCCAUUUACAUGGGAUACGGUAGCUUGAAUGGGACAACUGAGGUGUAAUCUCCUCUAAUGAUCUAAACGUACACCUCUUAUCAAUGUUUUUGUGGGUACUAUGUAACUAUGAGUAUGGCUGUUGCUCUCUGCAAUUUCCCUAAAGAUUUAUUCUGCUAGAUGGGACAUUUUAAUAUGCAGUCAGAUUUUGUCUUUACUCAGGCUUCAGCAAAUGAAAAGCAGAGAGAUAUUAAAUUACAUUUAUCCUGAAAGAACUCACUGCCAAGUGGCAAUUAUCUUAUAUUCAACACAAGAAACAACUCUGCAUUCCCACAUCCUUCUGAUGAAAAGAGCUGUGAUCCUUAUGGUCACAGGUGUUUGGGAAAAGGAAACAAAAAAUUUCAGACAAUUUCUUCUCUUCCCAACUUCCAUUUUGUAGGAUAGCAGCCAUAUGUAGUCUCCAGACCAUUGAAUAUAUAGCCAAACCACUGCACUUUGUGUGCAUUGUGCACAACUUUGAGAGCCUUGAGUUGUUCGACACUCACCCCGAUGCCCGUUUUGCUGGAAAAGCAACAAAGAACCAGGGGAACAUUUAUUUGAAAGCACAACCAUAAUCUACCAAAUGAUGAUUUUGUGAACUUGAGUGCAGUUGUGAACAUGCUGUGUAGCUUUACACAUUCCUGCACAAGGAAAACGACCCCUCGUUUUGUUUUUGUUUACUUUACAUUGAUCUAAAUUCAUCCCCUGAUCCACUGUCUGUUCGUGUGCCAUGAACACCAUCUCUCAUGAAUUAUUGCCAAAUAUUUUCUGUGGCCUGAGUUUACACAUUUUAACAUAACAUCUGCUAUAGAUAUAAAUAUAUAUGUAAAUAAAAUGAACUAUGAUAGAACUAAUAGGAUUUUCUAAUUAUUUGCCCCCAUGGUCUGGACAUUGAAGUCAUUUCUUUCUGUUGUGCAUGUAGAGCAGGAACACUUUUACUUUCUCUCUGAAACUGAUCCAAAUCGCUGAGUUUCACAGUUCAGGUGCCCUAGUAAUAAAGCUCUGGCUUGCAAAAAAAAAAAAAAUCCCUCAGAAGCAAAAAUAAAUAACGUGUUGCAAAAAUGUCCAGCAUAUCCUCUCAGAAGCACACUGAUGAAACACAAAUCUACACAAGUAAGAAAUAAAUUCCCUGCCAACUGCCCCAUGUCACACAUGAAGUUAAGAGCAAAGACAAGACAGCUCUGUUUAGCAGAGAGUUUUGUUAAAAUGCUAACAUGACAGUUCAAGCACAUCUAAGCCUAUGUUACAGGGUGUUUUUGUAUAAUUAACCAGCUGCCUGGGCAACAGUCAAUUGUAAGUGCAAAACGUUAACAAAGCAAUAAGUGUUUGGGUGUUUGUGUCUUACAGAGUUGUUGGUAAUUGAAGCACAUUACCACAUGCCGUUCUUUUCCACUGAAGGGAUUGUUCAGCAUAAGUGAAGUGAGAUUGUGUGGGCUAGCGCUGAGCUGUUAGCAUCUCAUCUGCAGCAGACGGCUGUCGGAGGGAUCUCAGUGCAUUCUGGUGGACGAGUCAAACUAACCGCCACUCUGAGCAGGGAAGAGUAAAGAGAGAAUUCACACCAUCUCAAAUAAAUGUAAGUCUAAACUUUUCUAUAAGUUGGGCUUGUCUAAGAUUGAGAAAAUUCCCUUUUUAACAUUUCUGCUCUUUGAAGCUCAUAACUUGACUCCAUAAACUUUCCUCCCUGAUUCUUUAUUCUGAGAUCCCUCUGACUGUUGCCUUUUUCACGUAACAAGCUGACAGUUCAGAACUACUCUGCACAACACUACAACAAAAAUAAACACUCUCAUUAAUGAAGACAGGAAAUAAUAAAAAAAAAAACUAACAUUUGUGUGUGACUCUCUAAAAUCACUCUUGGUCUCGAGGCUUCUGUCGAUAAACCUGCAUCACCAUAAAUUAAAUGUAACAAAGAAUUAUCACCUUUGUCACUGUACUGUGCUGUAGAAAAUGUAGUUGAUUGUUUGUAAGUAUAGAAACUGUGGAAUCAAAUAUAAAAAAAAGUGAUAAAAAAGUGUAAAUGAACAAUGCUGUAUGUUGUCUUUGAUUUUGUGUAUUUUGUAAAUGAGAAUGAGAUAAAACACUAAGUAAAAUCAUCAAUGCCAGACACCAGUUACGGAUCUUAGUUAGACUAAAGGUGGCAGAUGCGUUUUUUGUUUAGAAGUGUGUGAGAUUUCUCCAUGUUGAUUUUUGAUCAGGAUUGCACUUUGGUGCGACCCUUUGGAACUAUGACAAAAGGUUAUGAAAAUAAUGAAUAAUAAACAAGUGGAAAAGA